Solea solea (common sole) is the source of this 1272-nucleotide messenger RNA. RefSeq names its product mucin-5AC-like. The annotation marks the transcript as partial. The record is from RefSeq and is a predicted model, not a curated record. Lineage: Eukaryota; Metazoa; Chordata; Actinopteri; Pleuronectiformes; Soleidae. The transcript has a single exon.
AUGUGUGCAGCAUCUGCCAGCCUGGGGACACUCCCUUUUAUGCAAGAUGUUGGCAGUGUAAGCAGUGGACCUGCCUGUUGUGGAACAAAUCUAUGUAAUACUCUCACAGCAACAACUACAGCUCCAACCACAAACACUCCAACCACAAGUACUGCUCCAACCACAACUACUACUUCUCCAACCACAACAACCACUACAACUACUGCACCAACCACUACAACUACUGCUCAAACUACAACAACUACUGCAUCAACUACAACUGCUGCAACCACAACUACUACUGCUCCAACCACAACAACUACUGCAGCAAACACUACAAAUACUGCAGCAAACACUACAAAUACUGCUCCAACCACAACAACUACUGCUCCAGCCAGAACAACUACUGCACCAACCACUACAACUUCUGCUUCAACCACAACUACUACUGCUCCAUCUACAACUACUGCCCCAACCACAACUACUACUGCUCCAACCACAACUACCGCACCAACCACUACAACUACGGCCCCAACUACAACUACUGCUCCAACCACAACUACUGCAGCAGCCACUACAGCUACUGCUGCAACCACAACUACUACUGCUCCAACUACAAUAAAUACUGCACCAACCACUAUAACUACUGCUCCAGCCACAACAACUACUGCUCCAACCACAACAACUACUGCUUCAAGCACAACUACUACUGCUCCAACUACAAUGAUUACUGCAUCAACUACAACUGCUCCAACCACAACUACUGCUCCAUCUACAACUACUGCUCCAACCACAACUACUGCACCAACCACUACAACUACUGCUCCAACUACAACUACUACUCCAACCACAACUACUACGGACCUAACCACAACCACAACUGCUCUAGACACAACUACUUCUGCCCCAACCACAACAACUACUGCCUCAACCACUACAACUACUGCCCCAACCACAACAACUACUGCUCCAACUACAACUACUGCCCCAUCCACAACAACUACUUCUCCAACCACAACUACUGCAGCAACUACUACAACUACUGCUGCAACCACAACUACUACUGCUCCAACUACAAUAACUCCUGCCCCAACCACAACAACUACUGCUCCAACUACAACGACUACUGCAUCAACUACAACUGCUCCAACCACAACUACUACUGCCCCAACCACACAAACUACUGCUCCAACUACAACUGUUGCUCCAACAACAACUACUGCACCAACCAAUUCAACUACUGCCCCAACUACAACCACUACUGUUCCAACCACAACUACUGCAGCAACAACU